CCAUCCAUUAAUUCUCAAGGGGAAAUACAAGAAAUAACACUUCCCACGAGGGACAAGAGCGUAAGAUUUCCCUGAGUAGAAAUGCUUGCUUUCGGAACCUGCCUCGUGCCUUCCUCCAACAGUGGGGCCCUUCGCUGGUGCGUGGGCCCCAUCACAUGCCCUCUCACAUCGUCACACGGCCACCGUGUAUAUAAGGAGUGGCCUCACACCCAUUUGCUGACCCACACCUUCUAUCCUACUUAAUUAAAACCUUCGCCCAUUUACCAGUCCCAGUGAGGCCUCUCCCCCCGACGACGACUUCGACGAGGUACGUACCGGCGGCCAUCAUGUGUGGUAGAGUGCCCCUUGCGAACCGCAAGAUUUCUGAGGUAACGCGGAACGUGAUGGAGGUGACGGUGUUGCCCGAGAAGAAGAAGCCCGUGCGGGGCAGCCGCGGGGACCGAUGCUUCACAAUGCGUGGACGGCGCAAGGGACUCGGGAUGGACAAUGACGAGGAGGACUUCGAGGCUGACUUCGGGGACUCUAACAUGAAGGUGGUGCGCGGUGGGGUAGCUCAGAAGGAUGAUGGCGACGAAUCCCUCUCCCAAGAUGACUUAAGCACCAUGCAUACUGCUGAUUUUGAUGGUCCUUCAGAAAUGCCAAAAAGAAGAAAGAGAAAAAACCAAUUCCAGGGUAUCCGUCUAUGCCCCUUCGGUAAGUGGGCUGCUGAAAUCACACAUCCUACCGAGGAUGUACAUGCUUGGCUCGGUACUUUCAAUAGUGCUGAAGAAGCUGCAAGAGGUUAUUAUGUUGAAGCACGGAUGAUACAUGGAAAGAAGGCCAAGGUUAACUUUACAAAGAAACCAACAAGAUCAGCUGACUUCGCAUCAAACCAACCACUUGUUCCCGCAAUGAACUCAGUUGCCCCUGUUGAAGCUCCUGUUAUGGAUAUGUACUGUGACCAGGGAAGCAACUCUUUUGGCUCCUCUGACUUGGGCUGGGAGUAUGACGCCAAAACUCCAGAUAUAUCAUCCAUUGCUCCCACUUCUACCAUUGCUGAAGGAGCAGAAUCUGCGCCCCUCAAGAACAAUACCUACAACUCUAUGGUUCCUCAUGUUAUGGAGAAUAAUGCUGUCAAUUUUCGACCUUGGAUGAGAUAUCUUCUGGAUGACAGCGUGGAUAAGCUGAUUGAUAGCCUUCUGAAUUUUGGCAUGCCCUAGGAUACCAUUGUCAACAUGGACCUUUGGGGCUUCGAUGACAUGCCCAUCGGUGAUGAAUUUUUCUGAGGGAUUCAAACCCUGUAUACACUGACAAAGAGAAUAAAACUACGGGAGAUCAGGAAGCGCCCUAUUGUCACCUUCGGCUAGUGUGCUCAUGUCGAAGCUUAGAUGCAAAAAAUAGUUGCAUCCCGUGUCUCUUUUGUAAUCGAACCUUUCCCUAGUUGACUGUCUGUGUGGAAGGCAUUUAUGCUGAACAAUUGUCUUUAUGUUUUGUGAACUUUUAUGUCGUCAUUACCAUUUGUGAAUGUGAACAA
Hordeum vulgare subsp. vulgare (domesticated barley) is the source of this 1513-nucleotide messenger RNA. RefSeq names its product ethylene-responsive transcription factor 1-like. The coding region runs from base 327 to 1199 and encodes 290 amino acids. NCBI's taxonomy places the organism in Eukaryota, Viridiplantae, Streptophyta, Magnoliopsida, Poales, Poaceae. The record is from RefSeq and is a predicted model, not a curated record. The transcript is spliced from 3 exons. Gene Ontology annotation, biological process: ethylene-activated signaling pathway; regulation of DNA-templated transcription. Gene Ontology annotation, molecular function: DNA binding; DNA-binding transcription factor activity.